AUUUACCGCACCGACUGUGCCACACUCCUGCAGGGCAUCAUCCUCCUGUUUGGGACGCGCGUACUGGAUUACCUCCCGGUGGUUUGACACAACUGCUGUUGGCUCUAAUCGACUACUUUAUCAUGCGAGUAUAUACUUGAAAAAUCGCCUUUGUUGUAUUUUCUUUUUUUCCUGGAAGAAGAUUGUUUCAAUUCAAGCGCGACUUCAAUGCUAGACUCAGCAAAGAUGAGCAAAAACGGAAUCGUGACAAAGAUCCACACGAGGAUAAGAGCUGACCCGUUCACAGCCAAUUACGACCUGGUCGGCAGAGAACUGGGCAGGGGAAAGUUUGCGGUGGUGAAAAAGUGCAUCGAGAAGGCAACGGGGAAGCAGUAUGCUGCCAAGUUCCUGCGAAAGCGACGGAAGGGCGAGGACUGCCGCAUGGACAUCUUAAAUGAGAUCGCCGUGCUGGAGUCAGCCAAGGCAAACCCCUAUGUGGUGGCGCUGCAUGAGGUCUACGAAACCAAAAACGAAAUCAUCCUCGUUCUGGAGUGCGCUGCCGGUGGUGAAAUCUUCAACCAGUGUGUUGCCGACAACGGCGAGGCCUUCACAGAGAAAGAUGUGAUCCGGCUGGCCAAGCAGAUCCUGAGUGGAGUGGCCUUCCUGCAUCGCAACAAUGUGGUGCAUCUGGACCUGAAACCACAGAACAUCUUGUUGACCAGUGACAGACCUCUGGGGGACAUUCGCAUUGUGGACUUUGGCUUGUCCAGACGCAUGGACAAAAUCACAGAAGUCAGGGAGAUCCUGGGUACGCCAGAGUAUGUUGCACCAGAGAUCCUGAACUAUGAACCCAUUAGCACUGCGACAGACAUGUGGAGUAUCGGUGUCCUGACCUACGUCAUGCUGACGGGUGAGUCUCCCUUCCUGGGUGACAACAAGCAGGAGACAUUCCUCAACAUCUCCCAAGUCAACAUCGACUACUCGCAGGACACUUUUGAGGGGAUCUCUGCCCUGGCCGUUGACUUCAUUAAGUCCCUUCUGGUUAAAAACCCCAGGAAGAGAGCCACGGCAGAAGAAUGCCUCAACCACCCCUGGCUGAACCCACUCCCCCAUCCUCACUCCCACCCGCACCUCCACACCAGGUCGCCUUCGUCUUUGGACGAGCCGGAGACAAGCCAGUCAGAGUCGGAGCCCGAGAGCCCGGCACCCUCCCCUGAGCUGGACUUGAUCGGGUCGUACCUCACGUGCCCGGGCCAGGGUGGGUUGAAGGCGGGACGUGACGCCUUUUCCUUCACUGAGCCCCCCUUUCCCACACGGCCUGAGAUAAAGCAAGAGCUGAUCUGCUGAACGACAUUUCGCAGAGUAAAGAGACUGAAUGAGUUCAAACUCCACGGAGCAGACGCUGAAAGCCAGUGAGCCUGCAGCUUCUAGGUCUUGGUCUGACUCAGGGCCGUGCUAUAUGGAUGCUGUAUGCCUGCUGCUGGCUGCUUCUACUGCUGUGAUGUCUGUGAGCUGGGAUGUGUGUAGUUUAAUACCUCUGCAUGUGUUUGAAUAAUUCUCCGUGCUGAUUUAUGAUUGUACGGAAGGAAUGUGAGGGGAAUGAAGAUGCAGGAGAAAGGCGUGGGAGAGGAGACAAGGAUUUUGUCACAGGACUGCACUGCUGCCUUUUAAAAGUGACAGGGCUCAGCUUAACACUGUGGCUAGUUCACCCCUGCACGCACACUGGUUUCUCUUUUUACCCAAUUAGCUUUUUGAACUGGGUUUCAGAGGAGAGGCAGCCUUGGGAAAUGACUUCACUCACUGUGUGCUCUCAUCAAAACAAGUUAUGCUUCAGCUGACCCAGACAUACCUUCUGUGAUGAGUUUUGUUGAAGGAAGUUAAGGGUUUUGACAGAUGGUUGUACUUAACAAAAGAAUUAAAAAGACUGUGUCACUGUUUUAUGUUUAUUUAUGUGUGUUUGCUAUGCCACUUCACCCUCUUACAUACACAAAGCCACAUCAAUGUCUUGAGUUUAAGUUGGAAAUGGUAGCAUUCUUGUUUUUUAAGGACAAUCUUAAGCACUUUUUUAUUUUGUUAUUGGUUUUUUAGUGAGGAAACCAAAGGCUCAUCAAGUGUAGUCAGCUGUCACACAAUGUACUGUACAUAUUAACCAUUUUCUACCAUCCACUGUUUUUGUCACAUCAAUUUUGUUUUUACACAAAGUGCCACUUUUUCAACCUCACUUCUGUGUUGAUAUUACAGUUUUGUUUUGUUGGCUACUGCACAAAUUGCACAAGUUUUUUUUGUACUUAACUGCCAUCAGAUUUCAGGCUCUUCAGAUAUUGUGAAAUCAUCAGUCUUGGAAAGAGGGAAUGGCAGUGGGUUGAACGCAAUGGUUCAGUUUUAUUAUUAAAAUUGCAAUGGAUGAACAAUGACAUGGUCAACUGAAGAUUUGUAUAAAUAUGUGAUGUUUGCCUUCAGAUGCUCGGGAGAUUGGGAGGAAUUUCUCAAAAAAGUACUGAAAUGUAUAUUGUGAGUUAGUAUUAAGAUUAAUCUGUAAAGUAAUUGUUUUUACCAGUGUAUGAAUGUUAACAUCAUUAUCUUAUUUUGUACGUUAACUUUUUACUUAUUCCUGUUGUUUUCUGCUCAUGAAAUUCGGGCAGGUUUGCACUUGUCCUUGUGGACGUUAUGAUAAAAUGAAUAAAUGUUGAUGGCAUGCAUUGCAAAAUGUAACAAAGAAAAAUACAGGUGCAUUUUGUAUCAAA
Messenger RNA from Epinephelus lanceolatus (giant grouper), 2723 nucleotides. It is a transcript of the gene stk17al, whose product is annotated as serine/threonine kinase 17a like. The record is from RefSeq and is a predicted model, not a curated record. Gene Ontology annotation, cellular component: nucleus. Gene Ontology annotation, molecular function: protein serine/threonine kinase activity; ATP binding. Lineage: Eukaryota; Metazoa; Chordata; Actinopteri; Perciformes; Serranidae. Gene Ontology annotation, biological process: positive regulation of apoptotic process; intracellular signal transduction; protein phosphorylation.